This is a messenger RNA of Hydractinia symbiolongicarpus, 1193 nucleotides long. Its product is annotated as UMP-CMP kinase-like. Gene Ontology annotation, biological process: CDP biosynthetic process; 'de novo' pyrimidine nucleobase biosynthetic process; UDP biosynthetic process. The coding region runs from base 223 to 900 and encodes 225 amino acids. NCBI's taxonomy places the organism in Eukaryota, Metazoa, Cnidaria, Hydrozoa, Anthoathecata, Hydractiniidae. Gene Ontology annotation, cellular component: nucleus; cytoplasm. Gene Ontology annotation, molecular function: UMP kinase activity; ATP binding. The record is from RefSeq and is a predicted model, not a curated record. The transcript is spliced from 6 exons.
UUUCGUUGGAGACGGGAGGAGGGGCAGGGAAUAUCUAGGGUCAUAGGUUUAAAAGUGGCUACUGGGUGACCGCGGGUUAUGAUUCAUUGACGUCACCUUGGCUCCAUUUUGUCAAUCUGCUGGCACCAGGAAUUUGGACACUGAACUGAAGAAAAGAAUGCUAUUGUUGACAACGCAAAUACCGCUUAAAAACUGUCCAUUGCUUUAAAAUACGCAUGUGAAAUGCUUACGUUGUCCGGUGCCUUGUUUAACAUCAUUUCAAGAUCCCUUGUGAAACCUGCUUCAGUCACUACACUGUCUUCAAAAACAAUGUCGAAUGAAAAUAAGGAUGAGCUUCCCAAAGUCUUGUUUGUGCUUGGUGGUCCUGGGGCAGGAAAAGGGACACAGUGUGCUAAUUUAGUCAAGGAUUAUGGGUUCAUACAUUUGUCUGCAGGAGACUUGCUUAGAGCAGAAAGAAAUAGCGGUUCAAAAGAUGGUGAACUAAUUCAACAUUACAUUAAAGAAGGAAAAAUUGUUCCUGUAGAAAUUACUGUUCGUUUGAUUGAAAAGGCUAUGAAUGACAAUCCAAAUUGCAAAUUCCUAGUUGAUGGCUUUCCAAGAAAUGAAAACAACCUAUGCGGUUGGAAUAAAGAAAUGGAACACAAAGCUAAUGUACUUGCGGUUUUGUUUUUCUCUUGCCCUGAAGAAGUGUGUGUGAAAAGGAUUUUGGAGCGAGCGAAGACAAGUGGUCGUGUGGAUGACAACGAGAACAGUCUUAAGAAAAGAUUUCAAACUUUCUACAAUGAAACAAUGCCGGUUAUUGAUCAUUUUAAAGAAAGAGAUCUUGUGAAAGUGAUUAAUGCAAUACCUGAACCAGAUGAGGUUUAUGAAAGCGUUAAAAGCAUAAUAAGCUUAUUAUGACAAUACCACGCAUGCGUGAGAGAAGAAUAUUGUGAAAACAAAGCUGCAUAAACAAUAAUGGGGGUGUGAGCUGCAUGUUACAGUUGGUAUUGGUUAAUGAUUCAAAAUGAUCCGGUGUAAAAAUAACACGAAUUGUAAAUCGAAGCGUGUAUGUGUUAAGUAUUACACAUCGCAAAAAUUGGACAUGUUGAAACGGGACCGUGGUCUGUUUUUUAUUGUUUUAGCUUCAGUAUAUUUAUAUGCACGUGUAGUUAGGUAGUAUGAUUGGAUAGAAUUACAAUAAAGAAGUGUUA